AUGGAAGGCAGGUUCUGGGAAUAUCUUACCUCGCCCCUUUUCACUUUUGUCAUCGGCGAUGGCGACGACAAGAAAGAAGUCACAGUACACUCCUCUGCCAUAGCCGGACUUUCCCCGGUUCUAAAUUCCCUCAUGAACGGCGAGAUGAUCGAAGCAAAGACCAGGCGCGUUGAAUGGUCAGAUGUUGACGGAAAUACAUUUGCUCGGCUUUGUGAAUUUGCUUAUUUGCGAAAUUACUCGCCCCCGAGUCCGUCUUAUAUUUCACCUCCAGAAGAGGCUGUGCCCAGUGAGCCUUGUGAAGAGCCAGCUAUCGAGCCCGAGCAGGGUUAUGGUUAUGGUGAAGCGGAACCUGCUGAGGCUUAUGAUGCCCCCAGCCAACGUACGGCACUAUCUGGGAUGACCAGGAAAAUGCUUAGAGAACACAUGAGGACCGCCACUAGCAGUCGUAAUAGGCCACCAUGGGCAACUGCUGAGGAACCUGAGGAGCCUGCGCCUGAGCCUGAGGAGCCUGAAAUUUAUCCAGAUUGCCAUCCCCAGGUUGAAGGUUCCCACAGUACUGAAAUUGAAAUCAAGUACAAAGAGAUCCAGACGACCACUUUACAAGAAUUAUUCUCGGAAACCUUGGUUGCAACCGACUCAAGUCUUCACGAUGAAUCCAACUUAGAAUUCAAACCUCCUAGGAACACAGAUCACCGCCAAGACUUUACACCUGUUUUCCUCGGUCAAGCCCGCCUUUACGUUCUCGCGGACAAAUAUCUUAUUGAAUCAUUACGCACCUUGAUCCUGGCUAAAAUGUUUGAGACUCUGGCCAACUUCAAGGUUUAUCCAAGCGGAAUUGAAGCCAUUGUUAAACUUGUCCGUUUUGUGUAUGAUAAUACACCACCAAAUUAUGGGGACAACAGUGACCCUAUGAGAGAUCUGGUGACACGGUUUGUGGUUUCUGUCCUUGGACAAAUUGGUGAAAGUAAAGCUUUCCAAGGGCUCUUAGAAGAUGGUGGCUCAUUUGUUGCUGAUUUUUGGCAUAUGGUCUGGGUGCACCAGUCCUAG
Penicillium malachiteum is the source of this 1047-nucleotide messenger RNA. RefSeq lists its product as uncharacterized. NCBI's taxonomy places the organism in Eukaryota, Fungi, Ascomycota, Eurotiomycetes, Eurotiales, Aspergillaceae. The record is from RefSeq and is a predicted model, not a curated record. The transcript has 2 exons. Bases 1 to 1047 code for a protein of 348 amino acids.